CCGUCUACUGUACGACAAACUCGAUUAAGUAUUAUCACCGGUAUAAAACUAACGGCACCAUUGUCAUUUUCAUCAGUGUAUCGCGUCCAAUCUUCAGAGAGUCUACUAUACGGAACAAAAUUUCGACUACCGUAAAAGAAAACUUCAACUAGAAAACCUAAACGAUGAACACUGUGUCAAGGAAAAUCGCCCUCCUGGCCGCCGCUCUGGUUUUGAUCGCGAUCGUCGGGUACGCUGUGGCGGACAUGGCGGACGUGGGCUUGUGCAUCAGGAACUGCGCCCAGUGCAAGAAGAUGUUGGGUGCCUACUUCGAAGGACCUCUGUGUGCGGACGCCUGUGUCAAGUUCAAGGGCAAGAUGAUACCGGACUGCGAGAACAUCGAUUCCGUAGCACCAUUCCUCAACAAACUCGAGUGAUCGUCUCGAACCUGCAGUGGACCGAUUAUAUUAUAUUAUUAUAUACUUACAAAUAAAUUAUUAUUUUAUACGCUGCACUCUGUACACAGGCUGCAGUCAUACGCACGGACUUGUAGUAAACAGUGUCGAUAAAUAAUUAUAGCUUGAUGAUUUCACUUGAUUAACGUAAAUACGUAAUCCAUAAUACGAUUGUACGAUUUUGUAAUCCAACGACAAUGUAUUAAUAUAAUAAACCAAUAUUAUUAUUA
Molecule: messenger RNA, 664 nt
Organism: Acyrthosiphon pisum (pea aphid)
Lineage: Eukaryota; Metazoa; Arthropoda; Insecta; Hemiptera; Aphididae
Product: eclosion hormone-like
Exons: 2
Coding region: 165-416 (83 amino acids)
Biological process (GO): neuropeptide signaling pathway; ecdysis, chitin-based cuticle
Molecular function (GO): ecdysis-triggering hormone activity
Source: RefSeq, a predicted model, not a curated record